This is a messenger RNA of Penicillium cataractarum, 1545 nucleotides long. RefSeq names its product glutathione synthase. Gene Ontology annotation, biological process: glutathione biosynthetic process. The record is from RefSeq and is a predicted model, not a curated record. Bases 1 to 1545 code for a protein of 514 amino acids. Gene Ontology annotation, molecular function: glutathione binding; glutathione synthase activity; ATP binding. Gene Ontology annotation, cellular component: cytosol. NCBI's taxonomy places the organism in Eukaryota, Fungi, Ascomycota, Eurotiomycetes, Eurotiales, Aspergillaceae. The transcript has 2 exons.
AUGGCCGACUCAAUCUACACCAAUUACCCCCCUACUCUGUCUCCUGCCCAGCAAGAGUACCUGGUCACCACCACUAAAGACUGGGCAAUUCAAAAUGGUCUCGCAGUCCGGCCAGCUCCAACCGCUCUUCCUGAAGGCGCAGAUUCGAAUCGAGUGUUAGCGACGAACGCUCCAGUCACGCUCUUUCCCAGUCCUUUCCCGAAAGCUUGCUUUGAAGAAGCUCAAGCGCUGCAGACCGUCUACAAUCAACUAUAUGCGGCGAUCACCUGCAACGAGGAAUGGCUAGGGAAGGUCAUGGAGGAGCUACUUGAUGUCGAUGACUUUGUUUCAAACCUCUGGAAAACUCAUUUGGCAGUUAAGAAGGAAGGAUAUGUCCAGAAUUUGUCCCUGGGCCUUUACCGGUCCGACUACAUGGCUGAUGUCACACCCAACCGUGCUCCGUCAUUGAAGCAAGUCGAGUUUAACACCAUCUCCUCGUCGUUUGGAGGUCUAUCCGCCCUCGUGAGAUCAUUACAUACGGAGCUUCUUACGUCACCACCGGGUACUCCUAUCAGCUAUCCGCCUCAUCCUCUCCUGCAAUCCGGCGUGCCACCCGAAAACACUUCUGUUGAAACUCUGGCUGGAGGUUUGGCUACGGCACACAAGGCUUACGGUCCUUCAAAGUCUACACCUGAACUUCCGUUGUGUGUUAUCUUCGUAGUGCAGGACGGAGAACGGAACGUCUUCGAUCAGCAUGCCCUCUCCAAGCGGCUCACGGGAUUCCAUAAAGUCCCCGUCUUCCGUGUUCCCAGCAGCAAGAUCUUUGAUCAAACCUCAGUAUCCGACUCCAAUCCUUCUCGACCAUUGAUCUACCGCCCUCCUCACUCUCCAUCGUCUGCAUUCGAAGUGACCACCGUCUAUCUCCGUGCUUACUAUUCACCUGAUGAAUAUACAUCUAGUCGGGACUGGGAUGCCCGAGUGCAUCUGGAACGCUCUGCCGCAAUCAAGUGUCCCAGCGUGCUGAACCAACUGGCUGGUUGCAAGAAGGUUCAACAGGUCCUCGCGGAGCCGACGGGACCCGAUCAUCUCUCAAGCUUCCUCCAAGGCACUGACCCUGCAGUGAUUGCAAGACUACGAGAGACCUUCGCCCCACAAUAUGACCUGUCGGCCAAUGGGCAGGGUCGGGAUCUGGCUCUCAACCCCGAGACAGCCAUGAAGCAUGUCCUCAAGCCCCAGCGUGAAGGCGGCGGCAACAACAUCUAUAAAGCGGAGAUUCCGGGCUUCCUUCGGUCCAUCCCGGAGAGUGAUUGGAAGGGAUGGGUACUGAUGGAGCUCAUUAAUCCCGCACCGGAUGCCGAGAAUAUCGCUCUGCGAAACGACGGAGAAGUUCUUCGUGGCAACGUGAUUUCCGAGCUUGGUGUCUAUGGUACUAUCCUGUGGGAUAAUACGGGCAAGGUCCUUCAUAAUGAUCAAGGUGGCUGGUUGCUGAGAACCAAAGGAAAGGAAGUGAAUGAGGGUGGUGUGGCUGCCGGGUUCUCCAGCUUGGAUAGUGUGCUCCUCUUCUAG